This is a messenger RNA of Aureobasidium pullulans EXF-150, 161 nucleotides long. RefSeq lists its product as uncharacterized. NCBI's taxonomy places the organism in Eukaryota, Fungi, Ascomycota, Dothideomycetes, Dothideales, Saccotheciaceae. The annotation marks the transcript as partial. The record is from RefSeq and is a predicted model, not a curated record. The transcript has a single exon.
UUCACGUACGGCCACAGUCAGCUGAAAACUGGGCAUCCCGUCCGCUCUGCCAUACAUAAGCAGUUGAACGGCAGAUUAGUACUACGGUGGGUGACCACGUGGGAAUCCCUGCUGCUGUACGUUUUGCUUCGGUACACAGCGAUACUUUUUUGGUCCUCCAU